Messenger RNA from Thlaspi arvense, 1384 nucleotides. Lineage: Eukaryota; Viridiplantae; Streptophyta; Magnoliopsida; Brassicales; Brassicaceae. The record is from the annotation of a GenBank genome assembly.
AGCAACAAAAUAACUUUUAAAAAAGUUUUAUCCGCACCAGCAUCAGUCUGUCUCCCUCUUCUCUCUUCAUUUCCACUACUGAGAGAACUUAGCAAAGGAGACGCCAUGGAAAGGCUUCUACAACCUCCGUCUUUUCGCACAGUUUCUCCCUCAAAAUCCCAACCGAGGGCAUCUCCGUUGCUCCUCCGUGUCCACCGUCUCGAAUCGCCCAGUUUUAGCUUUCCCUCCUCGCGCCGAUCCUUGUCUCGCCGAGUCAGCUCCGUUUCUUGCCUCUUCCGCCACAAUCCUCCGCCGAAUACUUCUCCAGGACUAAAUCAGACUAGCAAUUUCUUGUCCGAGUCUCCUUCGUCUCCUGAAGCCGAUUCGUCGAAACCUAAUCCAGGAUUUCUCGAACGGAUCGUGAAGGGGAAUUUUGAGCAGCGAAAGACCAUAUCGGCUGGAACAAUCAUACUAGUCUCUGCUGUAUCUCUGCUCUUACUUAACCCGAUACUUGCUCCACCUGCUUUCGCUAGCUUUCAAGCCGCAGCUAAAUCCAGCGGCGCUGCUGUUGGCGGAAAACUCCUCCGUACCGAGAUACUGACCAGUGCCUGGACUGGUUUCUUUGCUGGUUGCUUACACACUCUGUCUGGACCCGACCACCUCGCUGCUUUGGCUCCUCUCUCGAUCGGACGGACGAGAAUGGAGAGUGCUGCGGUUGGAGCACUCUGGGGAUGUGGCCACGACGCUGGUCAACUCAUCUUUGGUCUAGCAUUUCUCCUUCUAAAGGACAGACUUCACAUCGAAGUCAUAAGAACUUGGGGUACGAGAGUCGUCGGCUUGACGCUCCUCGUGAUUGGCGCUAUGGGGAUCAAGGAAGCUUCCGAAAUCCCGGAGCCGUGUGUGGUUGCCUUGGAGAAUGGUGAGACAACAGAUGGGGAGAAAAGCUCGAAGAAGAAGAAGAUAGGGUUCGCGACAUUCGCGACCGGGAUCGUUCAUGGGCUGCAACCUGAUGCUCUGAUGAUGGUGUUGCCUGCGCUCGCUCUUCCUUCUCGGGUAGCCGGAGCUGCGUUUCUGAUCAUGUUCUUGGUCGGGACGGUGAUUGCGAUGGGAAGCUACACGGUGUUUAUAGGGUCAUGUAGCGAGGCGUUGAAGGAGAAGGUUCCUAGGAUCACAGAGAAGCUAACGUGGGCGUCUUCUCUUGUGGCCAUUGGACUGGGAUUGGCAAUUAUUGUUAGCCAGUUCUUUGGAUUCAGCUUGUAUUGAGACAAAACAUCUGCAAAGUCUUUGUAGCUCUAGAAGGAUUUUUUUUUUUUUUUUUGCAUGUACCAACAAAAUUUGUAUCCUUGCUUCAGAAUCUCUUAUUUGAUUCCUAUAUGAAUCCUUAAUUAUAACCGAAUUACCCAAA